CCAGCCCUCAGUCUGGAAGGUGGAAGCAAGCAGGAGUGUCAACUUCUCAGGCGGAGUCGUGGCGUGCGCCCGCCAGGCAAACAUCGCAUUGGCUGGGGCAGCUGGCGAGGAGGAGAGGAGGAGAGUCGGCAGGGGUAGGAGCGAGGAAAGGCUCGAGAGAGAGAGAAAGGCGGCUUCUGUCGCAGCCAGAAGCAGGGAAAAGGCAUCCGGGGUCGCGAGGCCGCCCCGAAGGCUCUGAGGUGUCACUCGGCGAGGGUCCCUCGUGCCCCCCAGGUGGUCCUGCCGCGCAGGUGCUCUGAGCCUUGCUGAGACAUUAUGUCCUAUCCCAGUGCUCCUCCGGGUUAUGACGACAGGAACCCCCUCCAUCCACCACCACCCCAUGGGGGAUAUUCUGGGGGAUAUCCUGCUGGACAUCCUGGGGCUUACCCACAGCCUCCGCCAUAUAGUGGCGGGUAUCCACAACCAGGAGGCUAUCCACAGCCAGGAGGCUAUCCACAGCCAGGAGGCUAUCCACAGCCAGGAGGCUAUCCUCAACCGGUUCCUCCUAUGCCAACACUUCCAAUGAACUUUGGUGACAGCUAUGGCAGUAGUGGUACAGAAGGGAAUGGGGGCUUCAGUUCUGCAGACUGGGAUGACAAGAAAGUUCGACAUAGUUUCAUCCGCAAGGUUUACAGCAUCAUCUCAGUGCAGCUGCUUGUGACAGUGGGCAUCAUUGCAGUUUUUACCUUUGUGGUCCCUGUACGCACUUUUGUGCAAAGGAAUGUUGCUGUGUAUUAUGUGUCAUAUGCUGUAUUCCUGGUCACUUAUCUGGUGUUGGUGUGCUGUGAAGGCCCACGGAGACGCUUUCCAUGGAACAUCAUCCUUCUGUCUGUCUUUACUUUGGCCAUGGGGUUCAUGACAGGCACCAUUGCUAGUACGUAUAAUACAAAAGCUGUUUUCCUUGCCAUGAUAAUCACAGCCAUCGUGGCCAUAAUAGUCACCAUCUUCUGCUUCCAGACAAAGGUGGAUUUUACAUCCUGUGCUGGCUUGUUCUGUGUGUUGGGCAUCGUUGUCAUGGUGACUGGGAUUAUCACAGCAAUUGUCCUAUCCUUCAAAUAUGUUUACUGGCUCCACAUGUUGUAUGCAGCUAUCGGUGCAAUAGUUUUCACCCUGUUUCUUGCAUAUGAUACGCAGUUGGUGUUGGGGAACAGAAAACACACGAUCAGCCCUGAGGAAUAUGUCUACGGAGCCCUCAAGAUAUACACAGAUAUAAUCUACAUCUUUACUUUCCUUUUGCAGAUUAUAGGCAGCAGAGAUUAGGAUGCCAAAACUGUCCCCAAAGAUUCAGAGGAACAUUUUUCUUUCUGAAGUUAAUAUUCUGCUACUGUGCUCUUACCUCCAGUACAUGUAUAGAAGCUACUAGUGGAUUCAUAUAGCGGAUAGCUGUAAGUGGGAGGCUGCAGAUUCUGUACAGUGCGGACGUUGACCAUAAUCCAUAAAAUGCCUGCAUUCUUUGUUUCCAUACGCCAGACCUAGGCUGCAUUUAGUGCCCUGUAUACAUGAAUGCAGCGUGUACAUGUUACCACCUUGGUAUGAUGUAUCAUAGUCCCUUCAACAUAUCUUGUAUUUUUGUCAGCAUACUUAGCCAAUAUGUAGGCAGUUCUUUCAACUAGAAGCCCCCUAACUCCUGGGAUCCACAUCAUGUGUGCAAAUAAAAUUUAUAUUUUUGAAUAAAGUGAUCUUCCAGGUUUGUGUGAUAGAGUGACCAGGAACUGCUUUAGUUUGUUCUAGUAUGACACUAGGAGUACGCUCCACUGACUGCAUGUGAGCAGGAUUCUGAGUAGGCCUUCUAGGAUUAUUUAUUUAAUUUAUAGCCCACUCUCCCGAAG
Molecule: messenger RNA, 1868 nt
Organism: Gekko japonicus
Lineage: Eukaryota; Metazoa; Chordata; Lepidosauria; Squamata; Gekkonidae
Gene: TMBIM1
Product: transmembrane BAX inhibitor motif containing 1
Exons: 12
Coding region: 316-1299 (327 amino acids)
Biological process (GO): negative regulation of apoptotic signaling pathway
Cellular component (GO): Golgi apparatus; membrane; endoplasmic reticulum
Source: RefSeq, a predicted model, not a curated record